AUGUGCGAGCCUCAAAAGACAACAGUGGAGGAUAUCCGAGUUUACGGCUCCAACGCCCCCUCGAGCCCCCCUGAAGCAAAUCCUUCCACGCCAAACAAGCCAAGAAGGAGACCUCCAGCGACGCUGAAAAAGAUGCAGAGUGCACCUAAUUUACAUGUAAAGUUUGAUACCCCAAAUCCUUCCGUUUGGGGAAUUGUCAAAGCAGUCCAAAAAAUUCAAGUCGACGAAGAAGACAGUAUAUACUCUGAGGUUGUCAAGAAGUAUGUCGCCCCGGAAUUCAAUAUUACCAUUCCACUGACGCCGCACACUGAAACAAAGAAGAAACUAGUUGUACCACGUAGCACUGGUCGAAUGUCCGAACGACUACCAAAGAUGAAUCAAGUUCCACCGAUUUUCGACAUUCUUAUGUCUCCAAGGGAAUCUUCGGGAGGCUACUCCCAAACUAUUUCCAAGGCAGAACAGGAACGCAUCCGCGAAAUUCUUCAGCCAGCCAUGGGCGACGACGACGACAUUUCGGAAAUUACAUCGAGUAUCCGAAGCUCAAAAAAGAAAAAGAAAUCAAGCAGCAAAAAGAGAAGCUCCAGAAAACUCAAAAAGUCCAAUUCGCUACCGUCCAUUCUCGUUGAGGACGACGAGGAAUACGAUCGGUCGUUCACUGACCUCACCCUGGCCUGCUCCAAGGAAGGGGACAACAAAGCCGACAAGAAGCUCAAAAAGUCAAGCUCUGAUCGUUCCCUGACUUCCAAAAAGUCACCACGGUCACGAUCCAAGACCCUGCGAAAAUCGAGCUCUGACCGUUCCCUUACUUCCAAAAGGUCGUCACGACGCUCGUCGUCCAAAAACAAGAAGACCCGAAGGUCGAAAUCUAACGAACGUUCUUCUCCCAGUUCCAAAAGGUCAUCACGCAAGAGCCUCCAAAAGUCUAAUUCCAGUCCUUGCCUUACCAAUGACGACGACAAGAAGCUCAAAAAGUCCAGCUCGGAGCGUUCUCUUUCCAAGGGCCCUCGCAAACGAAGAACCAGAAAGCCAAGAAGCAAAUCGGUGACUAAUCUGGGCCUUGAUUCUACCUUCGACGCAGAGACAGAGGCGCUCAAGGCAGAAUUCGAAGAGACCCUUCGCCAGGCAAAAUUCAAGCUUGAAUCAGAAAACGCCGCCGAAACUGCUGAGAUGCCACCCAAACGCAGGAGUGGAGCCCACGAAGAAGAACGAAUCCGAGUCUUUGCUGAAGCUACGCGCCGCAGUCAAUCCUUGUCUCCCACCAAGUACUCACUUGGAACCAUUGAUGGAUAUCGUCGCGUCGUUUCCAACGAUCGACGAUUUAGCAAUCAAUGGAGCAAGGUGAUUGCUACUCCACCCAAGAUGGAGCGCCGAUGGUCUGCUGCUGGUCUUCGUGGUGGUCGUGCUGGCCAGCAACCUCCUGCCAUCGAGGCUCUUUGA
Molecule: messenger RNA, 1437 nt
Organism: Cylindrotheca closterium
Lineage: Eukaryota; Bacillariophyta; Bacillariophyceae; Bacillariales; Bacillariaceae
Source: the annotation of a GenBank genome assembly